ACAAACCGGAGUUUGUGCUGGUUUGUGCUCCAUAAUUUUUAGGGUUUAGGAGCAAAAAAUAAUAAAGAGAUCUAUUGUUUCCGAAAAUAUCAAUUUGAAUAGGAUAAGUGAACAUGGCUAAUACCACGAGAAGCGUACCUAACAUAUUGAUUACAGGUACACCCGGAGUAGGCAAGUCGACCCUGUCGCGCAUGCUGGCUGACAGGACGAAAUUCACUUGGCGCGAAGUUUCUAAGUUAGCUGAAGAAUACAGUUGUUUAGAUGAGUAUGACCCGGAGUAUCAGUGCCCAUUCUUGAAUGAGGACAAGCUACUGGAUAUCAUGGAAGGUAUGAUGGCCAAAGGUGGUAACAUAGUGGACUACCACGGCUGUGACUUUUUCCCAGAGCGAUGGUUUGAUGGUGUGUUCGUAAUCAGAACAAACAACACAACACUGUUUGAUAGACUCACAGCCAGAGGCUACACAGGCAAGAAGCUAGAAGAUAAUGUCCAGUGUGAGAUAUUUGAAACACUAUUGGAGGAGGCUCAGUCUUCAUACAAGCCAGAGAUAGUCACACAGCUUCAGAACGACACAGAGGACCAGUUGCAACAGAAUGUGCAAACUAUUGUAGAGUGGAUAGAAAGGUGGAAAGAGGAGAAUAUAUAGUUUAUGUUA
Molecule: messenger RNA, 653 nt
Organism: Helicoverpa zea (corn earworm)
Lineage: Eukaryota; Metazoa; Arthropoda; Insecta; Lepidoptera; Noctuidae
Gene: Ak6
Product: adenylate kinase isoenzyme 6 homolog
Exons: 4
Coding region: 114-644 (176 amino acids)
Cellular component (GO): nucleus; cytoplasm
Molecular function (GO): AMP kinase activity; ATP binding; ATP hydrolysis activity
Source: RefSeq, a predicted model, not a curated record